Messenger RNA from Paramecium octaurelia, 421 nucleotides. Lineage: Eukaryota; Ciliophora; Oligohymenophorea; Peniculida; Parameciidae. The record is from the annotation of a GenBank genome assembly.
AUGUAAAUUCUGAUAAUUCAUUUUAAUCAAGUUAAAUCGUACUAUCUAUAAAUUAUUCCACAUAAUUUAUAAAGAAUUUAUUCCACUUCUACGCUCCUUAUCACUUUAUAAUCACUAGUCUACCUUCCUAAACAACCUGUAAUUCGCGAAUUCGUGAAAUCUUAGUAAAAAUCCAAGCCUUAGAGACUUCAUAUCUAUUAAUAGACCAAAUAAAAUUAUAACGUAAGCUAUUAUAUUCAUACAUAAAAACCAUCACUCAUCAACAAACUUCAAUCCCUAAGUACUCGUGUAGAAAGAUGAAAAUUUAAUGAGUAAAUGACCAGAAAAGAAAUGUCCAAUUUGAUAAGAAUAAAUGCAGAAUUAGAGUAGAAAUGAGAGGAGUUUGAAUUUAGAAAAUUAGACGCUGAAAAAUAAAUAGAUG